AUGGCACAUAGACUUGGCGGACGUAGAAAGAACGUGAAGAAAGGAUUCCAAUUCACCUUGAUGGUUGUCGGUGCUUCUGGUACGGGCCGCACCACUUUUGUCAACACUCUUUGCAGCUCCAGCGUUCUGGCAAAGAAGGUCUGUGACAACCCUGAGGAGGCCCAUAAUGAAGAGGGUAUCACAAUCAAGCCUGUCUCUGUUGAAUUGGACGAAGACGGUGUCAGAAUUUCAUUGACCAUCGUCGACACGCCUGGCUUCGGUGACAACAUUGACAAUGAGCGAUGCUUCCAAGAGAUCGUCGGUUAUUUGGAAAGACAGUACGACGACAUUCUUGCAGAAGAGUCGCGAAUCAAACGUAACCCACGCUUCCGUGACAAUCGUGUCCACGCUCUUUUGUACUUUAUCUCGCCUACCGGCCACGCUCUUCGUGAAAUCGACAUUGAGCUGAUGCGCCGUCUGAGCCCUCGUGUCAACGUCAUCCCCGUCGUCGGUCGAGCUGACUCGCUCACGCCUCAGGAAAUGAAGGACUUUAAGAGAAGAAUCAUGGAGGAUAUCGAGCACUACAACAUCCCCAUCUACAACUUCCCUUACGACGUUGAGGAAGACGACGAAGACACCAUUGAAGAAAACAGCGAGUUGCGAGCACUCUUGCCUUUCGCCAUCAUUGGCAGUGACGAAGAGAUUGUCGUGAAUGGCCGUACUGUUCGUGGUCGUCAUUACCCAUGGGGUGCUGUAGAAGUGGAUAAUCCACAGCACUCUGAUUUUGCACGACUGAGAUCGGCCUUGUUGAGCUCCCACUUGCAGGACCUCAAGGAAAUCACUCACGACUUUUUGUACGAGAACUAUCGUACCGAGAAGCUUAGCCGCACAGUCAAUGGUGGUGAUGCCGAGGAUGCCUCGCUCAAUGCUGAGGAUAUGGCAAGUCAGAGUGUGCGACUAAAGGAAGAACAGCUGAAGAAGGAAGAGGAAAAGCUCCGCGAGAUUGAACUCAAGGUCCAGCGCGAGAUCCAGGAAAAGAGAGCCGAGCUCUUGAGCAAAGAAGAAGCGCUGCGCAACCUGGAGGCGAGAUUGGCACAGGCACAGAUUUCCGAUGCUUAG
Messenger RNA from Zychaea mexicana, 1098 nucleotides. RefSeq names its product Septin-domain-containing protein. Gene Ontology annotation, biological process: cytoskeleton-dependent cytokinesis. Lineage: Eukaryota; Fungi; Mucoromycota; Mucoromycetes; Mucorales; Lichtheimiaceae. The record is from RefSeq and is a predicted model, not a curated record. The transcript has 10 exons. The coding region runs from base 1 to 1098 and encodes 365 amino acids. Gene Ontology annotation, cellular component: cytosol; microtubule cytoskeleton; septin ring. Gene Ontology annotation, molecular function: GTP binding; GTPase activity; molecular adaptor activity.